This is a messenger RNA of Peronospora matthiolae, 2271 nucleotides long. The record is from the annotation of a GenBank genome assembly. Lineage: Eukaryota; Oomycota; Peronosporomycetes; Peronosporales; Peronosporaceae.
AUGUCGAUGGCAACUUUCAGUGGAAAACGGUACUUCGUGACAUUCAUUGAUGACAAGUCAAGAUACUGUGUCGUCUAUCUGCUCAAGAGCAAAUCUGAAGUUGCGGCGAAGUUCAUGGAAUACGCUGCGAUGGCCGAAACGCAAACCGGAAAGCGCGUGAAGUACCUUCAAAGCGACAAUGGGGGUGAAUACAAGUCCGACAAGCUGGCACGAUUCUGCGCGGAACGGGGAAUACAACAAAGGUUCACACCCCCAUAUACUCCUCAGCUAAACGGAGUGGCUGAGAGAAUGAAUCGCAUGCUGGUCGAGUGUGCGCGUUGCAUGAUGGAACACGCUGGACUGGGAAAGAGCUACUGGGGUGAAGCAGUGAUGACGGCGAUGUUUCUUCGAAACCGCUGUCCAACACGUGCCAUUCACCAAGACAAGUCUCCAUAUCAAGUGUGGACGAUGAAGAAACCGAUUCUGGCCAACCUUAAAGUGUUUGGAUGCCACGCGUAUGUUCAAGUGCCUCAAGACAAACGCGCGAAGUUCGACUCCAAGUCAUCACUCUGUCGUUUCCUGGGAUACGCCGAACACCAGAAGUCAUAUCGAUUUGAGGAAGUGUCAACAGGAGCGAUCAAGAUCAGUCGCGAUGCCACAUUCAUGGAAGACAAGUUUGAUGAAGGUCCGCGCAACUACAACGAUGAGUCAAGUGUCGUUGAGUUUGAUGAUCAUGAUGAGGACGAAGAAAAAGAAGAAGGUAAAACUGACGACGACAUGGACUCGAGCGACGAUGACAACGAAGACACCAGGUCUUCGAAGAGCAACAUCAAGAGACACACGCGCACUCAAUCACUUGAGAAAGCUACCGUCAUUCCAAGUCCCAAGCGAAGAACAUACAGAGGUCCGUCGCUUGAGCAUGUUUCAGCGGCUGCAAUGGAUUUUGAAGCAGCCUACAUCGUUGAUUCAGUGGGGGAAACGCCGACUACAUUCAAGUCGGCGAUGGAAUCAAGCGACUCCGGCAAGUGGAAAGAAGCGUGUGACUCGGAGUUCGAUUCGCUUCAGAGAAACGACACGUGGGAAAUCGUGCCUCUUCCGAAAGGUCGCAAGGCCAUCGGGUGCCGAUGGGUUUUUCGUGUAAAGGAGAAUCAAGAUGGCGAAGUUGAACGUUUCAAGGCAAGACUUGUGGCCAAAGGAUUCUCACAGAAAUUCGGAGUUGACUAUGAAGAAACUUUCGCACCGGUGGCCAAGUUCACAUCGAUUCGUGUGGUGCUCAGUAUGGCGGCCAAGUACGGCCUAAUGCUACAUCAGAUGGACGUCAAGACAGCGUUUCUUAACGGCUCCCUCAACGAAGACAUCUACAUGGACCAGCCGGACGGAUACCUGGAUGCAACACAGCCGGACUAUGUGUGCAAGCUAAAGAGAUCACUCUACGGCUUGAAGCAAUCGCCUCGCAUGUGGAACCAAACAAUCGAUGGGUUCAUGAUCAAGAUGGGAUUCAAGAAGUGCGAAUCGGACCACUGCAUCUACAUCAAGCGAGACGACCAAGACAUGAUUCUCGUGGUGCUCUACGUCGAUGAUCUCAUCCUGGCCAGCAGCAACAACGAACUCCUCAAGUCAACCAAGAUGGCGCUGAGCAAACGCUUCGAAAUGACGGAUCUCGGUGAGCUCGAUUACUUUCUCGGCAUGGAGAACAAGAACGACCGUAAGACGGGAAUGGUGACUGUACAACAAACCAAGUUUCUCAAGUCCGUGUUAACCAAGUUCGGAAUGGAUAACAGCAAGCCAGUGAAGACGCCUCAAGAUCCCGGCCUGAAGCUAACCAAGAACAUGUGUGAACAAGAAUGCAAGCACGAAGACACCAUGUGCAACGUGCCAUAUCGAAGUGCUGUCGGAGGCAUCAUGUAUCUCAUGGUCGCCACACGUCCGGAUCUAGCUGCUGCAGUGGGAUCAUUAUCCCAGUUCUCGUCCGACCCAUGCCCGACUCACUGGCAAGCUUUGAAGCGUGUGCUGAGAUACCUGCAAGCAACGCCCAAUCAUGGUCUUGAGUUUACACGUGAAGAAGGAAGCCAUAUCUGCGGGUACACCGACGCAGACUGGGCCGGCGACAUUGAGUCAAGACGAAGUACAAGCGGCUAUGUGUUCAUGAUGAGCGGAGGAUGCAUCAGCUGGAAAAGCCAGAAACAACGGACGGUCGCGCUAUCUUCAACAGAAGCAGAAUACAUGGCGCUUUCCGAAGCAACCAAAGAAGCAGUAUGGCUCAAAGUGCUUUUGGGGAACUUGGUGAGAUGA